Messenger RNA from Besnoitia besnoiti, 1113 nucleotides. Its product is annotated as glycosyl hydrolases family 35 protein. The coding region runs from base 1 to 1113 and encodes 370 amino acids. The transcript has 3 exons. The record is from RefSeq and is a predicted model, not a curated record. Lineage: Eukaryota; Apicomplexa; Conoidasida; Eucoccidiorida; Sarcocystidae. Gene Ontology annotation, molecular function: beta-galactosidase activity. Gene Ontology annotation, cellular component: vacuole; cell wall. Gene Ontology annotation, biological process: carbohydrate metabolic process.
AUGCCGCCGUCCUCUGAAGCUCCUGACGCAGGCGGCUUCAGGCAGGCGGGCCGACUGCUGCUGCGCCGCCGUCUGCGCAGCGGCGGCCGCGCGAGCCUGCUGGUCCUCCUCUCACUCGCUGCGGCAGCGGCGUUCGAAGCGCCACUCUCGCCUCUCCGUUCUCGGCUCCACUCCCUAGAGCCAACUGAAGUACAGACAACGCGCGCGAGCGGUCCGGGGCCGCGCCGGGGAGGCUGGUGCGACGGCGCUGACGAUGAGCAGCGCUGCUGGAACGAACCAGACACUGGGCGCAGGGCUUCACGCCAGCAGGGGGGGAUUUCCAGCGAGGGCAGUCUGCUGCCUCCAGAGGCGCCGGGAGCGUCUCCAUUCCCCCGGGUCGACGACGACUCCUUCGCCGUCGACCCGCCCAUUCCCUUCGGCGCCACGAGGCAGCAGCGCCGAGAAGAGCCGACAGCUGGCGUGGGGGGACGCAGCGCCCGCGCGGAGGCCAGCGAGGAGAGAGCGGCGCCCGCAGAGCAGCGCCUGCCGGAGGCUGGCCUCGACCCAGAGACCUCAACUUGGCCUGGCGAAGACCAGGGAUCGCCGCAGCGUCGACUGCGUGAGAAACGCCACGGUGACAGGCAAAGGAGACCCGAAGGCGAAGAUGGAGAGGGAGGCGUUGUGCGGUACAAAGACGUGAGCAGUCAUGGGCAGCCCUACACUGUCAAGGUUGACGGCAGAUUUGUGCGGGUCGGCGGCCGAAAAACACUGCUCAUUGCAGCAGGCAUGCCGGCCUACGUCUUCUACUCCGAGGGCAGCGACUGGCCGAACUUCUUGCGCAGCGCCAGGGCGGCGGGAUGCAAUGCCGUUCACACAGCUGUCGUCUGGGCAGCGCACGAGCAGACUCCAGACGUCUACGACUUCAUCCGGCCGUCGGCGAACCUCGUCAAAUUCGCCCAACUCGCCGCAGCGAAUGACCUUUUCCUGAUUCUGGACAUCUGGCCUGCCCCCGAAGCGCGACCGCACUGGAAGAAUGGCGGUCUUCCUGCGUGGCUCGACGUAAGUGUGCCGCGCUUCGCGAUGAGCGACGAAGGCUUGGUCAGACUCUCUAGCCUCGCCGCGGUGCCUCAAUAG